AUGGAGGAAGACCAAAACCCAAAAUCGUCAAAUGAUGACAUCAUGAUUGGAGCUCUCCAAGAUGAGGAAAAUGACGAGCAAGGAGUGAACGAGGAAAAUGGAGAUAAUGAAGACUUGUUGGAUGAUGAUUUUCUAGGAGAAGACUUAGAGUGGAUGGAAUCUGAGAAGAGGCAAUCUGAGGAAAAGCAAUCAUCCAACGCUCCGAGUGGCUCACAUGAGGACAGCCUCAACGAGACCAUCACAGCCUUCAAAGCCAAAGUAAAGUCUAAAGGGCAAAGGAACCAAGAGAGCACAAGGAAUCUCAAAAAGCGGCAACCACAAAGAAGCUUCCUAGGAACCUAUUCCCGUCAGGCAGCCUCGCGAAGAAGGCAGGAAUCCUCCGUCGAGGGUCUCCACGUAAACGCAGCAUCCCAAACAACACAUCAACCUCAGCCCCCAAGGAGGUACCUCCCUUGA
This is a messenger RNA of Microthlaspi erraticum, 456 nucleotides long. The record is from the annotation of a GenBank genome assembly. Lineage: Eukaryota; Viridiplantae; Streptophyta; Magnoliopsida; Brassicales; Brassicaceae.